Messenger RNA from Kalmanozyma brasiliensis GHG001, 1047 nucleotides. Its product is annotated as 2-nitropropane dioxygenase, NPD. The coding region runs from base 1 to 1047 and encodes 348 amino acids. NCBI's taxonomy places the organism in Eukaryota, Fungi, Basidiomycota, Ustilaginomycetes, Ustilaginales. The transcript has 4 exons. The record is from RefSeq and is a predicted model, not a curated record. Gene Ontology annotation, molecular function: nitronate monooxygenase activity.
AUGCUCGUCACUCCCCUCACCGAAAAGCUCGGCCUGCGCGUCCCCCUUGUCCAGGGUGGUAUGCAGUGGGUCGGCACUCCUGCGCUUGCCUCAGCCGUCAGCAACGCCGGCGCGCUCGGCACUCUCACCGCUCUCACGCAGCCAUCGCCCGAGGCCCUUCGCAAGGCCAUCCGCGAGACCAACUCGCUCAUCUCCGAUGAGAUCAAGAACGAACGCAAGAACCACUACGGCUCCUUCGCCGUCAACAUCACCCUUCUGCCUUCCAUCAACCCUCCCGACUACGUCGGCUACGCCAAGGCUGCCCUCGAGGAGGGAGUCCGCAUCUUUGAGACGGCCGGCAACAACCCCGGCGAGGUGAUCAAGGUCGUCAAGGAGGCAGGCGCCUACGUCAUCCACAAGUGCACCGCCGUCCGCCACGCACGCAGCGCUGAGCGACUCGGUGCCGAUAUGCUGUCGAUCGACGGCUUCGAGUGCGCUGGUCACCCCGGUGAGGAUGACAUUGGCGGCUUGGUGCUCAUGGCUCGUGCCGCUGAGGAGCUCAAGAUCCCCUUCAUCGCUUCGGGCGGUAUUGCCAACGGCCAAGGACUCGCCUCGGCCCUUGCCCUCGGUGCUGUCGGCGCCAACAUGGGCACUCGCUUCAUGUGCACCAAGGAAGCCGAAAUCCACGACAACAUCAAGCGCGCCAUCGUCGAAUCGGACGAGCGAAACACCGUCCACAUCUUCCGCACCUUGCGCAACACUGCUCGCGUUUUCAAGAACAAGGUCUCGAUGGAGGUGGUUCGCCUGGAGAACCGUCCGGAGGGCGCAAAGUUCGAAGACGUGCGCGAGCUCGUCUCGGGCGCCCGUGGUAAGACGGUCUACGAGACGGGCGACAUUGAUGCCGGCAUCUGGUCCGCCGGUAUCACUGUCGGUCUCAUUCACGAUAUCCCCUCGUGCAAGGAACUGUGCGCCAACAUCGAGCGCGACGCUGUCAAGCACAUUGAGCGACUCAGCUCGAUCGUUGCUCACAAGGGCAGCGCCACUGCCGGUCGCGAGGCCAAGCUCUAG